Ostrinia furnacalis (Asian corn borer) is the source of this 900-nucleotide messenger RNA. RefSeq lists its product as uncharacterized. Bases 1 to 900 code for a protein of 299 amino acids. The transcript has a single exon. Lineage: Eukaryota; Metazoa; Arthropoda; Insecta; Lepidoptera; Crambidae. The record is from RefSeq and is a predicted model, not a curated record.
AUGUGCAUAGCAGCCCACAAACAAAGUCCGAGGCUGUACGCGUCCGGCAUGACCACCUGGAUGAGGUACCAGAUACUACUGCUGCAUAACCGCCAUAGAGACAACAUCGCUAUGGGUCUAGAAGCCGGUCAGCCUCCGGCGACAAACAUGCGCAAGAUGUACUGGGAUUACGAACUGGAGGAGAUGGCGGAAGUAUGGGCGAGGCAGUGUCAGAAGCGCCACGAUGAGUGCAGAAAUACGAUCAGGUUUAAUGUACUGCAGAAUAUGGACGUGCGCCCUGUCGUGCCCAGGGUGACGGAGGCGCAGCUGCUGGCGGACGCGGUGGGCGCCUGGUUCUCGGGCUCCAGGGUGCUGCCGGCGGAGCACGUCUGGUCUUUCAGGCUCAGCAACUGCAGCGCGCCGGGCGGCUGCAACGCUCACUGGUAUUCUGCCGCCGCGUGGGCGUCCACUUGGCGACUGGGCUGCUCCCAAGCGCUGUGCACGGUCAGAAAACGUUCCUGUGUCCACUUCAGAAAACGGCGAAGAAUAUUGCGAAACGCCACAAUGGAACCGUUUGAGAAUAUGACACGAACGACCGAGAAUAUAUUGCGUCGAACCAGAUAUAUGACGACAGCCACUUUCCCGCGCUUCGAGGAUUUCGCCACGACCGAAACUCGGAAAUCGAAAGAGUCGCCGUUGCACCGUGGUAUUUUGGAGAGUGUUAGAAAGGAGAAAUCACGGAAGGAGCCAAAGAUAAUAGCGUUUACAAUAUGCAAUUAUGGACCAGCCGGGAAUAUCGAUGGCUUCCCGAUCUACGAGGCCGGGACGACGUGCAGCAACUGUCCGCAGGGCACGCGCUGCGGGGACCGCACGCAUCGAGCCUUGUGUUCGGUCGUGGGAGAUCCUGAUAUCCGAACGUGA